Molecule: messenger RNA, 2789 nt
Organism: Cuscuta campestris
Lineage: Eukaryota; Viridiplantae; Streptophyta; Magnoliopsida; Solanales; Convolvulaceae
Source: the annotation of a GenBank genome assembly
AUCUUGUCCUAUUUUAAAACAAUUCAGAAUGAGUUCGGGACAAUUUUAGCUACUCAUCUUACCUACUCCUUCGUUUCCAUCUCUCCUCAUCUUACCUACUCAUUCUUCUUCCACAGAUCCCAGAGGCGAACAUAUUUUUCUUCCACAGAUCCGAGCAGCGGCUCCUCUCUUACUCUUUUUUUACACUAAUUCUAUCGCCUUUACCAUUUGGACUUUGAAAAUUUCAAUUGCCGUCUUCAUUUGCUUUGCACGGAGUAAUGAUUAAGGAUACAUCAUGGCAACGGAGGAGACGAGCUUGCCUGUGCAGGGAUAAGCUUCAUUUCAUUGAUGCGGCGUCAAUCCUUCGCUCUCUGCGAGAAAUCAACCAAACCCUAGCGCAACCGCUUCAAAGUCAGAGAGAACAGAGGAGAGAGAUCUUGUGGAGUUCUGUCCAUGGAGAAAACCUGAAAAUCGUAUUUAACACACCUUAAUCCAAUUUCUCUCAUUGUUGACCUGUGGAUGAAGGAGACAUCAGGUAUGAGUCAUUGUCCAAACACCCUUAUGGGACACACGCAGACGUUAUUUAUUGAAUUUGCUGCCUGUUAUUUGUUGCCAAAUGCCCCCACAUAGAAUGAGAGAAAUUCUACAGCUUUUUGUUGGGACUCUUGUAUACAUUUUGGUACACAUCAAGCAUCGAGGGAUGAAUAAAUUAUAUAGGUGUAGGAGAUUGAAGACAGUUAUUAAAAGAACACAGGUGCAAAUUAUGUGUUCUGUUCAAGCCUUCAAGUAAUUGUUGCAAAGACGAUAAAAAAUUUAAGAGAUAUGUUUGAUGCUAUUAAUUCCUAAAUAAUAGGAAUGGCUUUUUUUGUCAAAAAAAAAUAAGAAUGGUUAAGAAGUAUGGUUAUUUAAAAAAAUAAUAAAGGUUAAUAAGUAAAAGAAAUCCUAAUGCAAUGAUAGAAGAAUGUAAAUGGAGCAUUUAUUAGCUAGAAGGGUAGAUCUGGAAACACAUACAAAAGAUAACAAGUUUGUCAUACAAAGAGAAUAAAUUUGGGAAAGUUAAUACUUCCAGCCAUUUUUACUUACAACAACCAGGUCACUUGAAUCUAACUCACUUAGCUUGAUCAUCUGAACCUUCAUCUCCAAUUCUUCUUCCAACUUUUGAAUGGUUCUUUUCUCCUCAUGCACUUCCUCUUCAAGCUCUCUCACCUUCUACUCUAGAAUGACACAAAACCUUAGUACACCAUCGUAAUUGUCCAAUAUAUCAUUGUCCUCAACCUGUGAAUUGAAGAUUGACCUUGUGUUUAGAAUUUUAAAUUUAAGGAAGGAAAGAGUUAAAGGGGUGGGUGGACCUACAACGUAAAGGUCGCGGGUGAUGAAAAGCUCCUCACGAGCCAAUUUCCAGCUCUUCGGUUCGGAGGGCUCUUCAAACUCCGACGUAAACGACCUACAGUGUAAACAACCGUUUGAAGAGCCCUCCGAGCCGGAGAUCCAGAAGUUGGUCCGUGAGGAGCUAUUUAUCACCGGCGACCUUUACGCCGGAGGACCACUCACCCCUUUAACUCUUUCCUUCUCCGAAUUUAAUAUUCUAAACACACGGUCAAUCUUCAGUUUGCAGGUUGAAGACAAUGUUAUCAUGGCCAAUUACGACUGUGGCUUUGUGUUGUUCUGAGUAGAAGGUGAAGAAGCUUGAAGAGGAAGUGCAAGAGGAGGAGAGGACCAUUCAAAAGUUGGAAAAAGAAUUGGAGAUGAAGGUUUGAGCUUAUCAAGUGAGUUAGGUUCAAGUGACCCGGUUAUUGUAAGUAAAAAUGGCUAGAAGUAUUAGCUUUCCCAAACUCGUUCUCUUUUGUAGUAGUUUCCCGAUCUACCUUUCUACAAUUCUACCUAAUAAAUGCUCCAUUUAUGCAACUCUAUAUGUUUGUAUAUAUAAAUUGAUUUUGAAAUGUUUUCUUCUACCCGCUUGGUCGGCUAAUAACCAGUUUUAAAAUAAGCAAACAACAGCAUGUUGCAAAGAAGCAAGGCGCACAAAAGCAAUGGGUUCAGAAGUAAGGCACGAGAUGGUAAUGCAAGGAACAAGGUUGAUGUGCUUAUAAAUGGAUGGUUUUAUUUUUUUGUUGUCUAUUAAAUACUGUGAAACUUUGAGAGGUAAUCUCCAAAUGGGGUGAACAAAUGAUACGUAUCACUAUCAUCAACAUGUGUUUGAUACUUUGAUGUGUGCAAGAUCAUUAGAUAGUAGGAGUAGAAGUGAAUGAUUAAAAAUACCUAUUCAGAGGCUCUCUUAGAAACAUGUGGAUGCUUUAUUUGCUAUUGAUGAGGUGUCUUGUGCUAACAAGUGGGGCCAUGACUUCAAACAAUAUUACAGAAAUAAAUUUGAUGUGGAUGAGGAACUCAUGGAGCCCGACUUUUUUAUUGCAAUGGUGUUGGUAAUGGAGAUUUCAUUUACUUUCUUUGCACGGAAGGACCAAACGAAUCACUAAAUACUCACUGCCUACAAUGAUGGGUCUACAAUUGUUGCGGAAGAACCAAACAAAUCACCAACGGUACCCAAAUCCAGUUGUUGGUUUGCAGAGCUUUGAUCAUGCUUUUCCAGUGUGCUAUGAUGAAAUAGAUCAUAUAAUGGAACUACCCCCCUGCACAAUGGUUGCUCAGAGGUGAAGAAAUCCUAUGUAUUCUUUGGCCUAUUUCUCGGUAUGACGUCACUUGAAUAGACUGCACCAAAUUAAAUGUUCACGUGAUUGACGAGCAACCGCAUGCUGUAAUUGUUUCCAAGCAUGUGCACAAUGUAAAGGGUCAACACUUUGCGGGGUUAAAUG